Messenger RNA from Alnus glutinosa, 2609 nucleotides. Its product is annotated as putative disease resistance RPP13-like protein 1. The record is from RefSeq and is a predicted model, not a curated record. The transcript is spliced from 3 exons. NCBI's taxonomy places the organism in Eukaryota, Viridiplantae, Streptophyta, Magnoliopsida, Fagales, Betulaceae. Bases 295 to 2307 code for a protein of 670 amino acids. Gene Ontology annotation, biological process: defense response to other organism. Gene Ontology annotation, molecular function: ADP binding.
UAACUUUUCUCCAUACAUUGUCUAAUCUAAUUGUGGGAAAAGGCAAUUACUUCGUGUUAAAAGAGCUAGGUUCUUUGUUGCAUCUUCGAGGGACGCUCAUCAUCUCAAGAUUAGAGAAUGCCACUGGACUCAGGAAUGUGAGCGAUGCUAAGUUAAUUGAAAAGUUCAAUCUUACUGAGUUGCACUUGGAAUGGAGUGUCAACGUGGAUGAUUCACAAGACAGAACAAGUGAAUUAGAGGUACUUAACAUGCUACAACCAAACGAGGCUUUGAAAGAGCUCACUAUUAGCUGGCAUGGCAAGUGUGAAGAAUGUUGAUAAAGAGUUUUAUGGGAAUGGUUCCUCGCAACCUUUUAGUUCCUUGAAGAUUUUACAUUUCGAGGAUAUGAAGGAAUGGGAGAAUUGGAGUCCUAAUGGGGGGUUCCCACACCUACUUAAGUUUUUUAUUGGAAAGUGUCCCAAGUUGGAGAAGUUACCAAUCGGGCCAUCACCAUCACUCAAAGUCAUUUCCAUUGAAGGCAUGGACAAUGUAAAGAAUAUUGGUCCUGAGUUUUUUGGGGAAGGUUGCUCACAGUCUUUUGAAUCCUUAGAGUUUUUAAAAUUCAAAGAUAUGAAGAAAUGGGAGAAUUGGAAGCCUAAUAGAGAGUUCCCACACUCAUGUAAGCUUUUUAUUGAAAAUUGUCCCAAGCUAUUGUUGGAAGAAUUACCAAAUCACCUUCCUUCACUAAAAAAUGUUCAGAUACAUGGAUGUCAAGGGUUGCGGCAUUCAUUUUCAGGCUUUUUGGCGAAUGAGGUGUUUUGCAGAAGUGAGGCUGAUUUCCGUUUACUAAUGUCCAAUUCUCUUUCAUGGAUUCCAGAACGAUUAAUUUUUGAUAUAGAAAGACUAAGUUUUACAGAUUUUAAGGAGAUGACGCAUUUGUCGUCAAAUGUGUUGGCAUUACUACAACUCCUCCCCUCUCUUCGUGUUAUAGCGUUUAGAAACUGUCCAAAACUAGUUUCUUUGGGAACAGAAGAAGUAAAAGAGCAGCCACACGUGUUGGCAUUCCCUUCCACGCUGAGAGAAAUUGAAAUCCGUAAUUGCAAUGCCUUGGAAUCUUUACCCGAGGCAGUGAUGUACAACAACACGUGUCUUGAGAAGAUUAUGAUUUUUGGAUGUGGAUCGUUGAAGCACUUUGAAAUAGAUGGGUGUCAAAAACUAGUUUCUUUAGUAGCAGAAGAAGUAAAAGAGCAGCCACACGUGUUGGCAUUCCCUUCCACGCUGAGAGAAAUUGAUAUCAGGUAUUGCAAGGUCUUGGAAUCUUUGCCCAAGGCAGUGGUGUACAACAACACGUGUCUUGAGAAGAUUAAGAUUUCUGGAUGUGAUUCGCUGAAGCGCUUUGCAAUAGGCCAGCUACCUCAAACUCUAAAGCGACUAGAGAUAAAAUAUUGCGAGAAUAUGGUGAUUUUGCUAGGCGUUGAUGAUACCAACAGUCGCAAUAGCAGCACAUCUCUUCUUGAGUACUUGUAUAUUGAUAAUUGCCCAUCUCUUAAAUCUUUGGGUAUCCCAAUGGGAGAAUUACCUGCAACACUGAAAGACAUCACCAUUGAUGAUUGUGAAAAGCUGGAGUCAAUAGCAGAGAGCUUCCAUCCGGAUUCGUCUCUUGAAGAAAUUGUUAUUAACCGUUGUAAAAGCCUUAAAUCCUUACCCAUGGGCAUACACACUCUCAACCAUUUAGAGAAGGUUUCAAUUUUUAAGUGUCCAUCUCUUGUCUCCUUCCCGGACAGAGGGUUGCUCCCAGGCAACAUUAAGAAGUUAUGGAUUUCUGAAUUGGGCCUACACGACAGCAUACUCAGCAUCACCUCACUUCAACAUUUGACAAUCUCGAAUUCCAACAACAUUGAGGCCUUGAUAGAUCGGGGGUUGCACAGGCUUACCUCUCUUAAGUAUCUUCAAAUUAAUGGAUGUCCGAAUCUGGUGUCCUUUCCUGCAGAGAAGAUGCUGCCUGCGUCUCUUAGUAGCCUCACCAUCAUACGCUUCCACGAUCUGAAAUUGCUGUCUUCCAAAGACUUUCGAAAUCUCACCUCUCUUAAAAUGCUGUGUAUCAAACAGUGUGAAAAUCUCACAUCCUUUCCAGAGGAUGGCUUGCCUCCAUCGCUUGAGAUACUCCUGAUCAGAGGUUGUCCUCGGCUGAAAGAAAUCUGCAAGAAAGAUAAUGAAAGAGAGUGGUCCAAGAUAGCCCACAUCCCUCUCGUUAAGAUUGAUGGCAGAUUCAUCUUUGACUCAGAAGGGGAAGAAUCCAGUAAUGACUUUGAGGAAUCCAAGUAUUAAGAAUGAACAGCAUGCGAUUGGGGUUCAACAGAGCCGUGUGUGGUGGGUCCACUAUGCAAUUCAUCUCCACGAACCACACAUCACGCUGUUCUGUUAUGGGCCUAAAGGAAGCCAUGAGGCAUGAUCUACUUUAUUUAUUUCAUGCUUUGCAUGUGUUUGGGCGUAAUGGUUAUAUUUGACUAAGAAACAAUCUCGAUGUAUUGGAACUUGGGUUUGUAUUUUUGUUAAUUUUCCUAUUUGGGAAUUUUGUACUUAUCAUUGGUAUUGCAUAGAUAUAAGAGGCUCUUUUGUUAGUGCUUGAA